This is a messenger RNA of Carassius auratus (goldfish), 2189 nucleotides long. Its product is annotated as proline-rich protein 7. The coding region runs from base 1270 to 2040 and encodes 256 amino acids. The transcript has 2 exons. NCBI's taxonomy places the organism in Eukaryota, Metazoa, Chordata, Actinopteri, Cypriniformes, Cyprinidae. The record is from RefSeq and is a predicted model, not a curated record.
GGUGAUGACGUCACGUUGGGGAGAAGUGGAGGAAAGUUAGCCUCAGCCUAGUAUGAUGCCGUGUUCCAGGCAACUCGUAACCCGUGUUUUUCCAACCUUAAACCCGUGAAAGUGCACUGGAACGGUAGUCAAACCCGUGACUUCCCACCCGUGAACUCGUACUAGAUUGAUGUACUCCGAGUUCCCAGUUCUGACGUCACACAGCACGUGAAACAACGAUGGCAGCCCCUACGAAUAAUACUGCCUAUGGAUGCAGUGUUUAUGCAAGUGGUACACGUUGAAAAAACGAUUUUAGGUCAAUGUAACGUUGCAAUAAAAUAAAUAAUCUAGCUACAAUUCCUUUCCCUCAGAAAGUUUGGCGUAACUUGCCUGGAACGGUACAAAGUCAUUAGUCAUGUUAUGAAAUAGCGAUUACGAGCUCAAAAACCUCCCUAGAACGCAGCAUCAGAACUAUAGCGACUGACGGAUGAGGAAGAGGUGGCAAGAGCCAACAUGUAUGAUGGCCCACAGCCCUGUAAUUUCGAACCAGCCAGACCUGAGAGGGAAAAUGAAGAAUUGCCAAGAACUGAUGAAAGUGUGUUAGCACGAUAUUCUGCAUCUAUUUGAAAGAACAGAUGUGCGAAAUUGUUACUUACCCCCCUAAAGUCAUUAUGAGAGUUAUGCUGAGGUUAAUUAGGAAAUGGGUCAUUGUGCGUGAAAUAUUAAAGGUCUGUGUUUUGAAAAAAUUACAAGUACAUAACUUAUGAUGGUUGCCCCUUUCUAUGUUCUCUCCCUUUGUUGAGCAGCAUGAAUGCUGAUGUCCUCAGGAGUUCUGAAGAGCCCUGAUCUGCUCAGUGGAGGAUCACAACACAGGAGGAGACCCAGACACUGUGAUACUUUAGCAUUGCUUCGUUGUAACCUGCUGUCAGAAAAAGAGCAUCUGCAGAUACUCAUUUCUUAUUGUAAAAGAGGCUCUGGCAGACCUUCAGAAUGUACCUCUUCAUUUUCACGUUUGCGAUAUAUGGGACAUUUUCAUGGAACAUGCUUCAAGUGAAAUCUGACCUCCAUUUAGUGGGAAACCUUUCAGUUGAUUAACUUCGAGAAAAUCAGCUCAGCAAAUGCUUGGAUAGACUCUUAGUGGUUUUAAACUAUAUGAUUUGUAGAAAAAUGGUAAUUGUAGAAAUAUGAGACUUGGUCAGUGAACUCCAUGACAUAAUCAUCAGGUCCACACAAGACUUUAAAUCUUCCCACUUGAUCCUGGAGGGCCCAAACCUUAUCAAAGUCAUAAUCAUGAUAAUGUCACAGGGUACCUAUAAGUUUUUGGCAUGCUUUGCUGGUUUCUGGCUGAUCUGGGCUCUCUUUGUCAUGCUUUGCUGCUUUUGCAGCUUUGCCCAGCGCAAGUUGAAGCACCAGCAUCAAGAGAGGCUGAGGGAACAGUGCCUUCGAGCACUGGAGAUGGAGCCUCUGGAGUGCACUGGAAUUGGUUAUCUUCCCAGGGAGCCUCCUCAGUUCUGCCCACCAAUUCAAAUGAUGUCUCCACAGCUGCCUGUAACACACACUCUCCCUCAAGCAAACUGGACUGUCCCAGAAGACACAGAUGUCUUUGGAAAACCUCCUUGCUACGAAGAGGCUGUAUUGAUGGAGGAUCCACCACCCCCUUACAGUGAGGUUCUGGCUGACCCCAGAGAUGGAACUAACACCAAACCUGCAUCCAGGCCCUCUAGGGAGCAUCAGGAGUCUGAGACCAGCAAGAUGGCCCCUGUGACCAUGUUUCCUGAACGUGACUACUCCUCCCUAAUAUGCCUACCUUCGGCCAGGCGCUGGGACUCACUGGAGCACCUCCUGUCCACCAUGGACCUUAACCACAACAACCUGCCAGUUGAGCCUCAGGCCUCUGCCAUCUCCACCAUGCCUAGUAAAGGCCGGACUCACACAGACAUGGGCUUGCGGGGACUCCACUAUGAUCAACACUAUGGUUUGCCCACAGCCUUUCCCCUUUUGGGUCGAAGUACAGCAGUACGAGUCCGCAAAAAUAGACCUACAGAACACUUUCUGAGAUAAACACUCACAAUGGAAAAGAACUAAAGAGCUAGUUAAUUAUAGACCAAUCUCGAAUCUCCCUUUUCUGUCCAAAAUACUAGAAAAGGUGGUAUGCUCACAAUUAUAUUCCUUCUUAGAGAAAAAUGGUAUAUGUGAGGAUUUCCAGUCAG